CUGCAGAGCGCAGACCUGGUCAUCAGCCACGCAGGUGCUGGUAGCUGCCUGGAGACUCUAGAGAAAGGAAAACCACUAAUAGUAGUAAUAAAUGACAAGCUGAUGAACAACCAUCAGCUUGAGCUGGCCAAACAGCUGCACAGAGAUGGCUGUGUCCUGUACUGUAACUGCAGCACUCUUGUGGAGACACUGCAGUCGAUGGACUUGUCAGCUUUGAAACCUUUUCCUCCUGGACAGCCAGAAAAGUUUGCUUCAUUCUUGGAUAAAGUUUUUGGGUUGCAGUAAACAAAAAAGAGAAAUAAAAAAGUUGGAAUAAAAUGUCUCAUCUCCUCUUAAGGUCUGCCAACACUCAAAGAGAAUAUCAUUUAAUAUUAACUGAUAUUAAAUGGCUUACAAUUUAGUGUCAAACUCAUU
Zonotrichia albicollis (white-throated sparrow) is the source of this 414-nucleotide messenger RNA. The record is from RefSeq and is a predicted model, not a curated record. Lineage: Eukaryota; Metazoa; Chordata; Aves; Passeriformes; Passerellidae.